Messenger RNA from Racocetra persica, 1010 nucleotides. NCBI's taxonomy places the organism in Eukaryota, Fungi, Glomeromycota, Glomeromycetes, Diversisporales, Gigasporaceae. The record is from the annotation of a GenBank genome assembly.
AGGUAACUGGAAACACUGUACUUACAAUUUGUGGAAAGACUAAAAAGGUUAGAAUGAAGUCAGAACUAUCAUGCCGUGAUGAUAAUAUGAUCGACUUGGUUUUUGUUGAUGGAAAAAAUUCAACAAAUGGUAUUGCUGAACGUAUUUCGUUGGUUGACGCACGAGAUAGUAAUAGUAAACAAAUUAGGAGAAUAGGUGAAUCUUCUAAGAGAAGCAACGAAAGUGAGAUUACACGUGAAGAUGAGCAUGAUCAUAGUGUAGAACAUGUAGAACAAAAUAUCUUAACGAGUAGUAAUAACGAUAUCAGAGAUGAGAGAUCAUGCCUAAGAGGAGUUAAGGAAACAAAUGAAAAUUGUAUUUUUAGAGAUCUUAACGCGAGGAAAUCAGUGUAUGACGUUAGUGAAACGAGCACGACGUUAUAUGAUGAUAGUGAUGAUUCUACUAUAUGUGAAGAUCCCGAUGAACUCGAGGAUGAUGAGAUAUUAGGAAAACUUGAAACUCAAAGUAAUACAAGUGUUAAUUAUACAUGUCAUACAAGUGAUUGCAAGCACGUUACAGAUGUGCCUUAUCAUGAUCAAUCUGAAUCUGACACUGAAAGUCACGUUAUUGAUGCUGUUGAUGAAAGUCACGUGAUUGAUGCUGUUGAUGAAAAUCACUUCGUACCAGUAAAAAACAGUGGAGUUCUUACGGAUAAGAAAAUUUUUGUUUGCGCUUAUCCCGGAUGCAAUAAAAGUUAUACAUAUUUAAAAAGUUUUGUGAUUCAUCAACAAGCACACAAUGGAAAGAAGCCAUAUGUGUGUGACGAACCUGGAUGCGGCAGAGGUUUUAAUACCCUGAACAGUUUGAAGAGUCAUGCGCGUGUGCAUCGUGGAGAAAAACCAUUCAAGUGCGAUUAUGCUAAUUGCAAGAUGAGAUUUACUCAUUUGAGAGGUAUGGCAUGUCACAAGAAACGUAAACAUUCCGAGAUAACGGAGGAAGUACCGAAAGCUAAGCGGCGUAAAACGAAAUAA